GAACCAGAGAACCAUGGGGAAACAUCAGCCAGGAGGACCACCCAUUCCUGGCACUUCUGCCUGCGAACCCGAAGAGGAAGACGACGACCACCAGUUUGUUGUUACAAAGGCUCAAACAUAUAAGGUCUGUUUGCUUUAAGAGCUACUGAGUGAGUGACCAGCCACUGACUACAGCCAAUCAGAGCAGAGCUCAUCAUUAUUGUCUAAGACCCUUCCAAAUAAGAGCCUCUCUGUGGCGGCAGUCACAGCUGCCCUCAAGGACCUUAGGGAAAACUGACCUACAGUACGCACCAUGGACAGCAGACAUCGAUUUUGGUUCCUGCACAUAUGCUUCAUUAUUUGAGGUUUAUAAAAGUGUGCCGGACGUAUUACACAUCAGACUCAUGACAGAGGAGAAUUCGUGGAUUUACAAGGAUGUGCGUCAACAUUCGUGCCGAUGGGGAUUGAAGACAUGAGCAUGAGGAACGGCCGGGCUUUGUCCGAUCAGUGGGCCGACAGCGUGGUGGUCCGACCCCGGACUACCGAACAGCACAUCACGGUGCACAAGAGACUCGUGCUGGGCUUCGCCAUCUCCAUCCUCACCCUCAUCAUCGUCACUGUCAUCGCCAUCACGCUCAGCGUCAGCUUCGAGAGAUGCGCAGCGGAGAGCAGCGGGACUCUGAUCGGUAACGGGUCUAGCAACAGUAAGUCCAAUCAGUCCCGGGACAGAAACGGGAUCAGUCACAGAGAAUCAGAAGAUGGUCAGCAGCCGUGGAAACAUCUGCGCUUACCGGGCACCCUGCGCCCUCGACACUACGACCUCAGACUGUCCGUGUACAUGGAUAAUUUCACUUUCUCCGGUCAGGUGAACAUUGAGUUUGAAUGCGUUAACUCCACUAAGUUCAUCGUGUUGCACACAGACAGACUGGAAGUGAAUAAAGUGCUGGUGUAUUCAGACAGUAAGAAAACGGGCGUCAUGAGGGUCCACCGACGCUUUCACUAUCCGCCCAACCAGGUGUAUGUGAUCGCGCUGCACAGAGAGAUGAAGCCACUCAGAACAUACAAGAUCAACAUCACAUUUGAUGCACAGAUUGAAAAUGAACUUUUAGGAUUUUUCCGAAGCUCAUACGUGCUACAUGGAGAAAGAAGGUAUCUUGCUGUGACGCAGUUCUCACCCACUCAUGCCCGAAAGGCCUUCCCGUGUUUCGAUGAGCCAAUCUAUAAAGCCACAUUCAGAGUGAGUUUGAAACACGAGAGCUCGUAUCAGUCCCUGUCCAACAUGCCAGUGGAAGCAUCAACAUCUGAUGAGGAUGGAUGGGUGACCAACCAUUUCUCCAGGACUCCCCGCAUGUCCACAUACUACCUGGCCUGGGCGGUGUGCAACUUCACCUACAGAGAAGCAGUAACAGAUAAUGGAGUUGUGAUCCGGCUGUACGCCAGACCUGACGCCAUCCAGAGCGGAUCAGGGGACUACGCUCUGCACAUCACCAAGAGACUCCUGCAGUUUUACCAGGAUUACUUCAAAGUCAAAUAUUCCCUCCCUAAACUAGAUCUGCUGGCAGUUCCCAAGCAUCCGUAUGCAGCUAUGGAGAACUGGGGUCUGAGUGUGUUUGUGGAGCAGAAGAUCUUGUUGGAUCCUGACGUCUCCUCUUUCUCCUAUCAGAUGGAGCUCACCAUGGUGGUGGUGCAUGAGAUCUGUCACCAGUGGUUUGGAGAUCUGGUCACACCAGUUUGGUGGGAGGACGUUUGGCUAAAGGAGGGAUUUGCUCAUUACUUUGAAUAUAUUGGGACUGACUUCCUCUUUCCAAAGUGGAACAUGGAGAACCAGAGAUUUCUGACUGAUGUACUGCAUGAGGUGAUGUUAUUGGACGGUUUGGCUAGUUCUCAUCCAAUCUCUCAAGAAGUGUUUGAAGCCACAGACAUCGACAGGGUGUUUGACUGGAUCGCAUAUAAGAAGGGAGCCGCUCUGAUCCGUAUGUUGGCUAAUGUCAUGGGACAACCGGUAUUCCAGAGAGGACUUAAUGAUUACUUGAUGACGCACAUGUAUGGGAACGCAGCAAGAGAUGACUUGUGGAACAAACUCUCUCAGGCCAUGCAGAGGGAAGGAAAGGACAUCAACAUUACAGAGGUCAUGGAUCGCUGGACACUGCAGAUGGGCUACCCUGUGGUCACCAUCAGCAAGAAUGACAGUCUUGACAACACUGUCACCAUCUCCCAGGAGCACUUUAUAUAUGACACAGAUGCCAAGAUCAGAGAUCCUGAGCUCUUCAACAAAAGCUUCCAGUGGCUAAUCCCCCUGACAAUUACAGUGGGAAACUUCAGUCACAUAUCAACCGAAACCAUCAUCUGGGUCUCUAAUCAUACAGAGAUACACCGAGUGGGUCACAUGGAUGGGGAGACGUGGUUGCUGGGUAACAUCAAUCAAACAGGCUACUUCAGAGUGAAUUAUGACCUCCACAACUGGAGACUUCUUAUUCAACAACUGAUGACAAACCCUACGAUCAUCUCUGUGGGAAACAGGGCAGGUCUGAUAGAUGAUGUCUUCAAUCUGGCAAGAGCGGGCUAUCUGCCCCAAAACAUCCCCCUGCAGAUCAUCUCAUACUUGUCUCAGGAGAGCGAGUUUCUGCCCUGGCACGCUGCUAGUCGAGCUCUUUACCAGCUGGACAAACUACUGGACCGCACUGAAGACCACAGUCUCUUUAGUGACUAUGUGCUGAAACAGGUGUCACCGAAAUAUCACAAGAUGGGUUGGCCGACCUCUUCCUCUGAGGGAUCCUUCAUACAGGCUGCUUAUCAGACGGAAGAGUUACAGAGAGAGGUGAUCAUGCUGGCCUGUAGUUUUGGAAACAAACACUGUCACCGACAAGCAGUGUCUCUCAUUUCAGACUGGAUUUCCAGCAACAAGAACAGGAUUCCACCCAACGUGCGGGACAUUGUGUACUGCACAGGUGUCUCUCUGAUGGAUGAAGACGUGUGGGAGUUUAUCUGGAUGAAGUUUCACUCCACCACUGCCGUCUCUGAGAAGAAGAUUCUUCUGGAGGCCUUGACCUGCAGUGACAACAUCUUCCUGCUCAACAGACUCCUGAAUCUGUCUCUCACCUCUGACCUGGUGCCAGAUCAAGACGUGAUCGAUGUCAUCAUACACGUGGGCCGCAAUCCACUGGGAAGACAUUUAGCAUGGAGAUAUUUCAGAGAAAAGUGGGAUAUAUUGAAUUCCAGGUAUGGAGAAGCUUUAUUUAUGAACUCAAAAUUAAUCAGCGGUGUGACAGAGUUUCUCAACACAGAGAUGGAGUUGAAUGAGUUGAAAGAGUUCAUCCUGACCAGCGGUGGAGGAGCAGCACCUGCGUUUGCUCGCGCCGUUGAGAUCGUUCAAGCGAACGUGAAAUGGCGGACGCUGUUCGAGCAACAGUUCUACCAGUGGCUGCGAAAAGCUCCUGACGGUUAACGCAACAUUAGGCACGAAACACGCCAGUAGCUUGGAAACACUAUCAGGCAUUUACAAACCAGUAACUUGCGGAGACUUAUGCUUAAAUUUACUUCAAAUAAAAUAUACAUUUCUGGACGAUGAAAAUCUGCAAACUUUUCCUGCUGUUUAUGAAGCAAACAGACUGAACGACCGAGACGAAGCGAAUCAAAUGCUUGAUGAUCUGUCAUCUGUCAUCUGUCUGCCAAAGCGGACAUUUGCAUGAAACCGAUCUGCCGGUGAAAAAUGACAAGCGAAAUCUAAAAUUAUUUUUAGGUUUCAAUCUCCGAUUCUUUCUUUUUAACACGUCUAUGUCCAGUAAGAUCUGGCACAACAGCUCCAGUCCUGCACCGCCUCAAGUCGGAAAAUACCAGAGAAAACAGCGCCGCCCUGCUGCCCACCCCACAAAUAUUCUCCAAAGACUGCUGCUGUCCUUGAGCAAAGAAUCCUAAUUUAUGUGAUAAGGUCCUCUUUGCUUUUCUUGCACAAUCACACAUUAUGUUUUGUACUAUAUUAUGUUAAUUGAGACCAUAUCUACGAUCAUUGAACAGUUGAAGAAAGAUGGCUGCAGUUAAAGAGCAAGUUCAAAAUGGGCCUGAUGUACAAAGCCUACGUAUAAACGUCCAAUGAGGUUUGAGUUGUCAAUACGAUUUACACAAGAAGCAAAGUUUCAUUUAGGUUAUAUUUAUGCUUAAAAUAUUUACAAACAACAUGCCAAAGGGGCGAGAAUAGUCUUAUAUACAUACAAAGUAGUACAAGAAGGUACAAAAGUUGCAUCAGGAUGUUUAGAUAUUAAGAACAUGAGAUGCCUUUUUCUUCUCCUAUUUUCUUACUUUUACCAUAAAACGCAGCGUCAUCACAUCCAGAUGGUAAUAUGCACAUGAUAAUGAUGUACAAAUGGGUUAUGUUGUGGGUUAUGAGUGUAAUAGGAAAGCACAAUGAUUUUUUUGCAGGUUCUGGUAUUCGUCACCAAGUGAAAUAAGCACACAGUAUUAUACGUGAGGUCCAAUGUUCUUAGAAUAAAGUACCUUGAAAGAUGAAUGAAUGACAACACUUAUAAUGGACAAACACGGUUGAUUUAAGUUAACCCAUUUGCACCUGUCGGUUAACUGAAAGGUUCAGUUGUGGAUUUAAGCUAAGGUUUUGUAAGACUUUCUAUGACAGUAAGUGGUGAAAGAGAUGUUUGUAUAGCUUGGCAACUUUAUUAGGUACACUUUUCAAUUAAUCUAUGAAAAUAUGUAAUCAGCCAAUCACAUGGCAGCCACUUAACCAUGCUGCAUGCGGAGACGGUCACAUGGACCUGGCGAAGCUCAAACCAAGCAUGAAAAUCAGGAAUGAUUUUCUCAAAUGAUUUCGAAAGUGCCACGAUGCCAGAGGGACCGGGGGGAGUAGUAGAAACUGCUGAUUUGGGGGAUUUUCAUGCAAAAUCAUCCUGCCUUGAUAAUGUGCCAUUUCACAAAGCUCCGAUUAGGUUUCUUGAACAUGACUUCACUGUACUCAUAUGGCCUCCACAGUAGAUGCGGUGCAGUGGGAGAUUCGCAUCAUGACCGUGUAUCCAACUAAUUUGCAACAACUGCGUGAUGCUGUCAUGUCAAUGUCCAGCACAUCAUUCAAUCUAUGCCAUGAAUAAUUAAGAUCCAAGGUAUACCUAAUAAAGUGGCUGGUUGUUGUUUUUAUUUUUUUACUUUAUUUGUUUUUAUUUAUUCCCACUUUUAUUGCAAGUGUAACUUUCUGAUGCUGUAAAGAAGAUUUUUUUA
Messenger RNA from Misgurnus anguillicaudatus (oriental weatherfish), 5199 nucleotides. The record is from RefSeq and is a predicted model, not a curated record. NCBI's taxonomy places the organism in Eukaryota, Metazoa, Chordata, Actinopteri, Cypriniformes, Cobitidae.